AUGGAUAGAGCUAAGGAAGUGCUCUAUGACACACACAUCAAGAUGUAUCCGCCCUCGCGAAAAGAGCCGCUCCCACAACGAGUGACAAGUAAUAGUCCCUCUCGACCGGUGCCAUAUCCAGUGGAAGAUGCACAGCAGCCUAUGAGCCCGAUCCCAUUACAGUCGGCACAUAGCUUACAAUCUGGUCGAUCCACACCGUCGUCGUCGGACGGAAGAAGCAAAGUGGUGACGCCAACAAACGCGCGAUACGAUCAACCGUUUACUUUUCAAAGUUCUCCUUCUCAAGGGCAGUCCACAGACUCACUGAAAUAUGGAAGACCGAAUAAUAAUUACACUAAUAAUAACAGCUCAGUGGAUACCUUCCAGAGCGCAAGCGACAUCUCCAAACCUGCAGUACCGCCUCCGCCAUAUGAAGAAACCGAUGAUAUGGAAACACCACAGUUUGUGCAAGAAAAAAUGUACCGCAAACCUAGCGAUUACUCUGAUUUUGCUGAACGCAGCGAUCAAAAGCGGAAAUCAGCCGAAAAGGAGCCUUCACCCAAACGCGACAUUUCACAGUACAGUGAGAUUGCAAUUCAGUUUCACAAAGUCUACCAAGCGACCAUCAACGAUUCACCAAAUUUCACUGCGGAAGUUCAGAUGAAAUGGUGCGAAACGUUGUUGCAGUACGCUUUCAUGGACGACUUCAUUGCCAACUACAACAUAAACGGCGACAAGCUCAAACGAACAUUAUCAGCAGCGGAAAUGCUGAAAAACCAAAAAAUAAUUUUAGAACAUGCUUUAAAGGUAUUGACGAAACUAAUCACAUUGCAAUAUGGGCCCGCGUUGUAUUUGAUGGCAACGCUUUAUUCUCACCAACCGUAUUUGGAGGUCAAGAUCCAGCAGGUUAUCGCACGGAACGAUAGCAAGGCACUGGAUUACUACGGCAGGGCAGCAGCUUUUGACGUCAGUGAAGCUUGCUACCGAGCUGGAGUAUGCUAUGAAUACCAGAGAGGAACACCUGCAGAUAUGAAUCGGAUGCGUUCUAUGCAAAAAGCCAUACAGUUUUACGAGAAGGGAGCGCUGAAUUGUGACAACAUCGCCUGCAUGUAUAAGCUAGGCAUGUUGUGUUUACACGGGGUCAGGGACUCGAAGGAUAGGCCGCUUUUAAACCAGGAUGUGAAAGUUGCCAUAAACUGGUUUUCAAGAGCUAUUCGUCGCGACGAGAAAGUUGGGAACGCAUCUCAAUCCGACCUGUCAGAAAGCGCUAAGGAUGCUGCCAAAAACGAUCGUGUAUCUCCACAGGCCAUGUACGAGCUUGCCAAAAUUUACGAGUUUGACGGUCUGGCUCCGGCGUUACAGGAAUCGCUGACCGCUGCCGGGUUUGCGCGAAACACGACAAAAGCGUUGCAAUACUACCACCGCUGUGCCACCCGGUAUUCUUACGCGCUAGCCCAGUGGCGUCUUGGCCAGUGUUACGAAUUUGGACAGCUGAACCUGGCCGUGGCGGCCAAUAAGUCUAUUGCAUGGUAUGCACAAGCAGCGACCGCGAAACCUCGCGGCAAUUCCAUGGCCAUGAUGUCGCUGAGCGGCUGGUAUCUCACAGGUGCCACGGACGUGCUCAAGCCAAACAAUCAAGAAGCAUUCAAUUGGGCCCGUAAGGCGUGCCAUGCGUCAGAGGGCAAACUGGGCCGUGCAGAAUACGCAAUUGGGUUUUUCUACGAGAACGGCGUAGGGUGCACCGCGGAUCUCAAUGCAGCGCGUGAACACUACCAGAAAGCCGUACAGGCCGGACAUCGAAAAGCACAGGAUAGACUACAAAUGACGCAAAAUGUCCAAGCCUGGAAUGGUGGAGGAUAA
Messenger RNA from Lachancea sp. 'fantastica', 1839 nucleotides. Lineage: Eukaryota; Fungi; Ascomycota; Saccharomycetes; Saccharomycetales; Saccharomycetaceae. The record is from the annotation of a GenBank genome assembly.